UGCAAGCCACAUGUUCUGGUGGCUUUCACUCACCCUUGAAGGCAAGGAGCUCUCCUCCUCCAAUAUAUAUAUCUAUUAUCUCUAGCCCAAGAUACUUGGCUUGCCAUUCUCAUAGUCAUAGCUUGCCAGUUUGUGAUGAGAAGAGAGAGCACUGUAUGUCAUCGGCCCUCCUGCCUGGGAUAGUGAUGAGUGCAAGGAAUCAUGCUUGUCAGGUUAGGCGUUGUCGUUGUAGCCUCCGUCACAGCUUUAACACUUAAGAGAGCCAACAGUGGUAGCAAAGAUGGCCAAUCAAGGAAAAGAAAGGAUAAAACUCGCUACACUGAACAUGGGGAGAAAGAGGAAGAGAAUGAAGAGGUUAAAGCAAUCAGCGGGAUAAUCAAUUCAGCUCAUUCAGAUGAUGAUGACAUGCUCUCCGAGAGCGAGAGCCUCCUGUCAAGAGAGAUCGACAUCCCCCAACCAAGCGACAGGUUUGAUGUCAAAGAACGCUCUCGAUACAACAAUGGUAACUCUGAGCUAGAAAGGCUUCAUGGACAUGUGCGUGAUCUGGAGGAGAGGGAGGUGAAGCCUGAAGGCGAGCUGUUGGAGUAUUAUGGCCUCAAGGAACAGGAGACAGACGUUGUUGAGUUACACAAGCAGCUCAAGAUGAAGACGGUGGAGAUAGACAUGCUCAGCGUCACCAUCAAGUUGCUGCAAGAGGAUAGGAAGAAGCUGAGGCAUGCAAACGAAGACCUCACAAAGCAAGUGGAAGGCCUACAAACGAACAGGUUCAGUGAAGUAGAAGAGUUGGUUUACCUGCGUUGGGUUAAUGCGUGUGUAAGAUAUGAGCUCCGCAACUACCAGACACCAUCAGACAAAAUUUCUGCUCGUGAUCUCAACAAGACCCUGAGCCCAAAAUCACGUGAGAGAGCCAAACUGCUAAUGCUGGAAUAUGCAGGAUCAGAACGAGGUCAAGGUGACACUGACUUAGAAAAAGCUUUUUCUGCACCUUCUUCACCAAGAAGAGAAGACUUGGACAAUGUUUCAGUUGACAGUUCUUCCAGCGGAUACAGCUUCUUUGGAAAAAGGCCCAAUCUGAUGCAAAAGCUCAAGAAGUGGGGAAGAGGGAAGGAUGACAGGAGCAGUUUAGCAUCAUCGACACAGUCCCUUACUAGUGAGUCCCCAAAGAGUAACAGCCAGAAACCAAAGGAAGCUCUCAUGCUCAUAAAUGCAGGAGAUGAUAUGGGCAUUACAACAUUUGGAAAGAGGGAACAAGAUCCAAGUGAUAUCAUGGGUGAGGCAAAUGUUGCAUCCUCAUUCCAGUUGAUGUCAAAGACUGUAACAGGUUUUGCUGAUGAGAAAUAUCCAGCUUAUAAAGAUAGGCACAAACUCGCCACAGAACGGGAGAAGACGAUAAAAGAGAAGGCCGAGAAAGCUAGAGUACAAAGAUAUGGUGGUGUUAGUACCUCAGGUCCAAAAGCUGCACUCCCUCCAAAACUUGCUCAAAUAAAGGAGAAGGCUCCUACAGCUAAUGCUGAAUCCAGUGGCCAAUCUAGUGAUAAUCAGAACAACCCUCUAGUGGUGACGCAACCGAAACUCGCAAACAUUGAGAAAAGAGCUCCAAGAGUUCCUCGGCCACCUCCUGCACCCUCAGCCACUGCCUCAGGAGCUGUCAACACCACAAGUGGUGUACCUCCACCACCAGGUGUACCUCCUCGGAACCUCGGUGGCCCACCUCCACCCCCUGGAUCGCUACCUAGAAACCUUGCUGGUGGUGACAAGGUACACCAUGCUCCAGAGGUUGUAGAGUUCUAUCAAAGUCUCAUGAAGCGUGAAGCCAUGAAGGACACAACUUCUCUGGGAUCAACGACAUCAAGUGUUUCUGAUGUGAGAAGCAACAUGGUCGGAGAGAUCGAGAACAGAUCAGCAUUCCUCUUAGCUGUCAAAGCUGAUGUGGAGACACAAGGAGAAUUUGUCGAGUCUCUAGCAAAUGAGGUCCGGGAAGCAAAGUUUGUAAAUAUCGACGACGUUGUUGCAUUUGUAAAUUGGCUCGAUGAAGAACUAUCCUUUUUGGUCGAUGAGCGGGCAGUACUAAAGCACUUCGAUUGGCCAGAGAACAAAGCUGAUGCACUAAGAGAAGCAGCCUUUGAGUAUCAAGACCUGCUAAAGUUAGAACACAAGGUUUCUUCAUUUACUGAUGAUCCAAAACUUCCAUGUGAAGAUGCUCUCAAGAAGAUGUAUUCCUUGCUUGAAAAAGUGGAGCAGAGUGUGUAUGCACUACUUCGCACUAGAGACAUGGCCACAUCACGAUACAGGGAGUAUGGAAUACCAGUGGAUUGGUUGUCUGAUUCUGGAGUAGUUGGCAAGAUCAAAUUGGAAUCUGUUCAGCUGGCAAAAAAGUAUAUGAAGAGGGUUGCCACAGAGCUUGAUGCGUUGCUAGGUACUGAGAAAGAGCCCAACAGAGAGUUCUUGCUUCUUCAGGGUAUCAGAUUUGCUUUCCGAGUUCAUCAGUUUGCUGGAGGCUUCGACGAGGAAAGCAUGAAGACAUUUGAAGAGUUAAGAAGCAAGAUGUCCACACAGACAUCUGCUCCACAAAUUUCCAAUGCAUAGCUCUAACCAUGUUGCUUUAUAAAAAGCUGGGCUUUUAAGCCUUUUCUCUAAAAAAAAAACCAUGUCGCUUUCCGAACUUCACUGGUUUCUUUGUUGAAAGGCAAGAUUAAUCAAUUGAAUAGCUAAAGAGUACUCUAUCCGUUUCACGGCGUAAGACUUUACAUAUAGCCUAGAUUUAUAUGUAUGCUAAUAUAUCUAGACAAAUAUAAAUCAUAUACACUAUAUCUAGACAAGAUUAAAAAAUCUUAUAUGAGAAGGAGAGACUAGAAAUACAAAUGUAAAUUCCAAUAUUCAGUACCUAAAGGAUGACAAGUCUACAGGUUCAACUAUAUUAGUCAAAGUGUAUUUCUUUGUAUUUAAAGGUUGCAGGCUCA
Oryza brachyantha (malo sina) is the source of this 2960-nucleotide messenger RNA. Its product is annotated as protein CHUP1, chloroplastic-like. The record is from RefSeq and is a predicted model, not a curated record. Lineage: Eukaryota; Viridiplantae; Streptophyta; Magnoliopsida; Poales; Poaceae. The transcript has 8 exons. The coding region runs from base 202 to 2586 and encodes 794 amino acids. Gene Ontology annotation, cellular component: chloroplast outer membrane. Gene Ontology annotation, biological process: chloroplast organization.